Messenger RNA from Abrus precatorius (Indian licorice), 1609 nucleotides. RefSeq names its product 15-cis-phytoene desaturase, chloroplastic/chromoplastic. The coding region runs from base 27 to 1457 and encodes 476 amino acids. Gene Ontology annotation, molecular function: oxidoreductase activity. The transcript has a single exon. The record is from RefSeq and is a predicted model, not a curated record. Lineage: Eukaryota; Viridiplantae; Streptophyta; Magnoliopsida; Fabales; Fabaceae.
UAAUCCAAAACCUUAUCCCAACUCCAAUGACUAUUAUCACACUCUCCCUCCCUUGCACAAACCCCUCCUUCCUCUCUUCUACUCCAAAACGAUUCAGAUUCAAUCCCCAAUCCUCACCACAACUCUCCCCCACCCCCUCGUCACCUCUCCAAACUCCAUCACCCCCCAAAACCGGAGUCAUCAUCAUCGGCGCUGGACUCGCCGGCUUAGCCGCCGCUACCCACCUCAAUUCCCACAACAUCCCCUUCCUCCUCCUCGAAGCAUCCGACGCUGUCGGUGGCCGCGUCCGCACCGACAUUGUCGACGGCUUCCUCCUCGACCGCGGCUUUCAAAUCUUCAUCACUGCCUACCCAGAAGCCCAAAAGCUCCUCAAUUACCAAUCCUUGAACCUCCGUAAGUUCUAUUCUGGAGCUCGAAUCUUCUACGAUGGCCAAUUUCACACCGUCGCCGACCCUCUUCGCCAUUUCUGGGACUCCGCCAAAUCCCUUACCAACCCAAUCGGGUCCCUCGUCGACAAGUUACUAAUCGGAUCCACCAGAAUUCGGGUCCUCACCAAAUCCGACGAAGAAAUUCUCACUGCAGAGGAGGUCCCCACAAUUGACUUACUGAAGAAGCUAGGGUUUUCCGAUUCCAUCAUCGGAAAAUUCUUCCGGCCGUUUUUCGGUGGGAUCUUCUUCGACCCUGAGCUCGAAACGACGUCGCGGCUGUUCGAUUUCAUCUUCAAGUGCCUCGCCCUCGGCGACAACACUCUCCCGGAGAAAGGCAUAUCGGCGAUUCCGGAACAGUUGGCGGCGAGGUUGCCGUCCGGUUCGAUCUUGCUGAACUCGAAGGCCGUUUCCGUCGACCUUGAUGACUCCGAAUCGCCGCGUGUGAGGUUGCAGAAUGGCGAGGUUUUGAGGAGCGAGCUUGGGGUCAUCGUCGCGGUUGAAGAACCCGCGGCGGUUCAGCUAUUGGCGGGAAGGAGCGGUCCGCUUCCCAAAAAACCGGCUCGAAGCACUGUUUGUUUGUAUUUCUCUGCGAACCGGGGUCAGAUACCGGUUAGUGACCCGGUUCUGUUUCUGAAUGGGUCGGGUAAAGGAAUUGUGAAUAACAUGUUCUUUGCCACCAAUGUGGCACCAUCGUAUGGCCCACCCGACAAGGGUCUGGUAUCAGUAUCCCUGAUCGGGGUGUUUGAGGGUGUGUCCGAUGAAGAGUUAGUGGGUAAGGUGGUCCAGGAGCUUUCGGGUUGGUUUGGGGAGAAAGUGGUUGGGGAAUGGAAGCACUUGAGGACUUAUCGAAUCGGGUUUGCACAGCCCAAUCAGUGCCCACCCACGGAUCUUAAGAAAAACCAGAGAAUCGAGUCGGGUUUGUUCUUGUGCGGCGAUUACUUGACCUCAGCUACAUUUGAUGGUGCUUUGGUCUCUGGGAGGAGGGCAGCAGAAUCCCUGCUGAGGGAUAGAGCUUUGUCUCCCGUUUAAGAAUCUUUUAUUUUUAUUUAUCCACCAGGAAAUAAAAUUAAUCUUGGUAUUUUUAUCAAACGAUUUAUAUCUUUUUGGAUAGAUAACGAAUUAUCGUUAAUAUUUUAUUAGUUGUCUUCUUCAUUGUUUAUGCAUGAGAAAUCUAAUAUAUU